ACAGACCAUAAGAAACUUUACGCCUAAACCACAACUCCAAACCACUUUCUGACUGGUGCUUUGAUUUUGAAAAUAGAAGACUGGAUUUAAAAUUGGUCGAGUGACGUUUAGAGGACUUUGAACUUAGGAUAUUUUUGAGGGAAAAAACCCCCCCAACUUUUUCAAUAAUAUGGGAAAAGAAAAUAUCAUCUUUUUGACUGUGUGGAUAUUUUUGGGAAAAAUCUUUGCAACUCUUUCUACAGACCCUGAACUCAGCACCACUGCUGUGUUUGUAAACAGCACAGUCACUGUUACUCCGCUGCCCACCACCACUGAAUGGAUCUCAGACUACACUGGCAUUGUGUCCAAGUUCUCCCUGCGCACUGCUGACAUCCCAGAUGAAGACAUGUGCUACAUUGUGGCCGGUCAGCCGGAAACCAUCGAAGAGUGUGAAUUCAACAACAAAACACAGACCUUCGUUGUGAUACAUGGCUGGACGGUCACAGGGAUGUUCGAGAGUUGGGUGCCCAAGCUGGUGUCUGCUCUUUACGACCGGGAGCCCACUGCCAACGUGAUCGUGGUGGACUGGCUGACCCGUGCCAACCAGCACUACCCCACCUCUGCAGCCUACACAAAACUGGUUGGCAGGGACGUUGCCAAGUUUGUGAGCUGGUUACAAAAAGAGCUGCAGCUGCCCUGGGAUAGGAUCCAUCUGCUGGGCUACAGUCUGGGAGCACAUGUGGCUGGAAUUGCCGGAGACCUCACUGACCAUAAAAUCAGCAGGAUUACAGGUCUGGAUCCAGCUGGUCCCACUUUUGAGAACGCAGACCCCCAGAACACCCUGUCCAGAGAUGAUGCCCAGUUUGUGGACGUCCUGCACACCAACACCAGGGGCUCUCCAGACCGCAGUAUUGGUAUCCAGAGACCUGUGGGCCACAUUGACAUUUACCCCAAUGGAGGAACUUUCCAGCCAGGCUGCGACAUCCAGAACACCCUGCUGGGGAUCGCAUCUGCAGGCUUAAAGGGCCUCCAAAAUAUGGACCAACUUGUCAAAUGUUCCCACGAGCGCUCCAUCCACUUGUUCAUCGACUCCCUGCUCAAUAGCCAGCAGCAGAGUAUGGCAUUCCGCUGCAACUCCAAAGAGGCCUUUAACAAGGGACUGUGUCUGAGCUGUAGGAAGAACCGCUGCAAUAAACUCGGCUACAACGUCAAAAAGAUCCGCACAGCCCGCAGCACCAGAAUGUUCCUCAAGACCCGGGAUAUGAUGCCUUACAAAGUUUUUCACUAUCAGGUAAAGGCACAUUUCUUCAGCAAGGACCCACUGAGCUUCACUGAGCAGCCGAUGAAGAUUUCUCUAUUUGGAACCCACGGAGAGAAGGAGGACAUUCCCUUUGUCUUACCUGUCCUGGACAGCAACACUACUUUGUCUUUCCUCAUCACCACUGAUGUGGACAUUGGGGACCUGCGGAUGGUGAAGCUGCGCUGGGAGAAGGAUACAAUCAUAAGCUGGAAGGAAUUUUGGAGCAGCAGCCAGUUCCACCUCCGCAAACUGCGUAUCAAGUCUGGAGAGCUCCAGUCCAAGGUGAUCUUCAGUGCAAAGGAGGGAGAGUUUACUUACCUGGUCAGAGGAGGAGAAGAUGCAGUCUUCGUCAUGGCAAAGGAAGACAACAUGAGCCGUAAAGAGAAACUGAUGCACAAACUGAAAAUGGAUGGCAGUUCUUUUGGGAAGAAUGAUGCUUGAAGUUGCACUGACCCACCCAUCCCCUCGUUGUGCACAACAUCCUCCCCUACAUUCAUAGCCAAAGAUAGAGAUCACACAGAGACACUGGGAAAGCUUUUGCGAGCAACUGAACUUUUACUGAAUGCUUCUGAUUUUCUUCCUGCUGUGCCUUGUGACUUCAGCUCUCAGUGCUUCCAACACAACCUCAUCCACAGAGCUGGAAAUCAGUUGGCUCAGCAGCUCUCUCCUGUCUCGCUGCAAUCUGUGCUGCUGAAAUAUGUUACAGUUGUUCUUUGUUUUUUGAGCUACAUGUGACAAACUUCAGGUAGCUUUCCCUGCAUAUCUUAUAAAUCAUAUGUGUGUAAACCUUUCAGCCUAUAUGUACUGUUGAUAGUGAUUUUGGUGUAUUUUGAAGUGGUGUGUUGUUUGCCAAUGUGAACUUGGAUUGUUGUUCUUGUAUAAAUGAUUCAGAGUGAAAGGCACAAUGUAGGCACAUCGUAUGUUCAUUUUCUUAUCUUUUAAAUGUACACAACGAUCAUUCAAAACUAGUGUUUCUCUGUACUUAACCACUAAUUUUCAGCAAUCAACAGAGACCAAAGAAGUAUUUACCAUAUACUGAACCUAGAAUAACAGCAGUCUUUGUAAAUAUCUGUUUCAAUCAGUAUUAUAUGUGUUUUUGAAUAUGAGUUAUGUGUUAAUGUCUGAUUCCUUGAAGCCUUGCUUGCUCUUUGAUUGUGUUUUGGUUAUUGUGUCACUGGUCACUUUAGAGGCUUAUUUGUCCCCCGUAGACAUUCAGAUGUUGAAAAGAUCAUUAAGAUUGGACAUAUGUUGACAUAUGUUGUAGUUUUUGCCAUUGUUUUUUAACAAGACCCUACUGAAGUCACUUUUUGAUUUCCAGCAUUUCUUUGGUGCUUCUUUUACUUCAAAACUGGGUCAGAAUUGUCCCACUUCCAGCAGUUUACCUUGUUGGCUCGGUCAACAACAUGCUCUUAUAUUGAAAGGUCAAACAUGCAAAUAACUUAGGGUAAACAUGCCGGUGAUUCCUGUUGAACUGGCCUACAUAAUAGCCAUAAUACAUCUCAAGAAUACUUCAUACUGUAUUUAUUGAAUGUACAUUUAUAUAUUUGUAUAUUAAGCUGUAAUAUAUUUUUUCUGCAGGCUUCUAUUGUCAUCUGUAUUUUAUAAAUGAUGCAUUUUGUAAUUUUAUGCACACGCCUUGGAAGGAUCAAUCAAAUUGGUCUCCUUGAUAGCUGUUCAGUGCAUUAACUUUUGUUAACUGAGAUGCAGUGCACUGUAUAAAUGAAGUGCCCAGGAUGGUUUAAUAAAGAGAUAACUCAUAUAUUUCUAUAA
Messenger RNA from Notolabrus celidotus (New Zealand spotty), 3049 nucleotides. RefSeq names its product lipoprotein lipase (gene lpla). Gene Ontology annotation, biological process: lipid metabolic process. Gene Ontology annotation, molecular function: lipoprotein lipase activity; apolipoprotein binding. The coding region runs from base 170 to 1720 and encodes 516 amino acids. The transcript is spliced from 10 exons. The record is from RefSeq and is a predicted model, not a curated record. NCBI's taxonomy places the organism in Eukaryota, Metazoa, Chordata, Actinopteri, Labriformes, Labridae.